GUUGUCCUCAGGGGGAAAAGCGGGUUGUGGGCUCGUGGAUUUUUUUUGGGGGGAGCGCACACACGCACGCAAGGACGGACGCACGCACGAAUAUCGCGCAAUGAAAACUAGUAAACAUGCAAACUAGUAAACAUGUAGCCGUCUCUACAGGUACGACCGGUGCGAAACCGCAGACGCUGCGCGCGAGGGACCGACUGAAAUCACUGAAAGUUCAGGUUAUGGAUUCGACACUUCCUUGUUUGGUCCUUGCCCUCGUCCUGAUUGGCUGCUUGGGAUGCCUUUCCGACAGCCACCAGCACACCGGCCCCCGCAGCCACCAGUACUGCGUGCUGGGCGCCGGGCCCUCGGGGCUGCAGAUGGGCUAUUUCCUCUCCAAGGCCAAACGAGACUACGUCAUCCUGGAGAGGAACUCGGGGCCGGGCAGCUUCUUCAACAAGUACCCCCGGCACAGGACGCUCAUCAGCAUCAACAAGAUCUACACGGGAACCCAGAACCGAGAGUUCAACAUGCGCCACGACUGGAACUCGCUGCUGAGCGACAGAAGCGACCUCCUGUUGAAACGAGUGAGCCGGGACUUCUUCCCGUCCGCCGACACCUUUCCGGUGUAUCUGUCGAUCUUUGAGAAGGAGCUCGGGCUGAAGGUCCGGUACGGCGUGGACAUCGGGAGGAUCCAGGCAGUGCAGACACCCGAGGGCAGGAGCUACGUCCUGACCGACCAGCACCAGUCGGACUACAAUUGCAGCAUCCUCCUGGUGGCCUCUGGUCUGUGGGAGCCUCAGAAGGCCGAGUUCCCCGGUUCCGAGCUGGUCGAGGGCUACGACUCCAUCUCCACCGACCCCGAGGACUACAAGGACCAGGCCGUGCUCAUUCUGGGCAAGGGCAACUCUGCUUUUGAAACCGCCCAGAGCAUCUCCAGAAGGGCUCACCUGGUGCACAUCCUCAGCUCCAACCCGGUUCGACUGGCCUGGCAAACGCAUUAUGUCGGAGAUGUCAGAGCUGUGAACAAUGAGCUUCUUGACACGUAUCAGCUGAAGUCCAUGGACGGAGUGGCAGAGAUACCGCUGGAUAAAAUAGCCAUCUCUCAGCUCAAGGAGCAAGGCGGGAGUCGAUUGGGCACCAAGGAGAAGCUGUACUUGACUCUACCGCACUUGCACCAGGACGAGAAGAACGGCUCCGCCGUGACGGGAAAAGCAACGCCGGCGUAUCACAUCGACAACUUCGCUAUGCGAAAGCCAUAUGACCGCGUGAUCUCGUGCCUCGGAUUCAAAUUCAACUUCAGCAUAUUUGACAGCUCCGCCUGCCCGACGGCCAGUGACAAUGCCAAGGGGAGGCUGCCGAGGCUGACAGCGUGGUACGAAGGGGAGAACACGCCCAACUUGUUUGUGCUGGGGACCGCCGCUCACUCCAGAGACUACCGCGUAUCUGCCGGCGGCUUCAUCCACGGUUUCCGAUACACAGUGCGUUCUGUACAUCGUGUACUUGAACAGCGUUACCAUAGCAAUCCGUGGCAUUCGUCAAAAAUGCCGCUGACGCAGGUGCAGUCCUGGAUCAUGAAGCGCAUCAACGAGGCUUCUGGGCCGUACCAAAUGUUUGAGGUGCUCGGGGACGUCAUCCUUCUUCGGGGCUCUCACUGUGAAUACCUGGAAGAGUUCACGCUCCAGGCCUUGCCUCAGUUCUCCUCUCUCUCGGGCCACGAGGUCUCCCACCACGGAAUGAUAGUUCUUGUCUUGCAGUACGGGAAGAAGAAAAUAGACUAUUUAGCUAAAGGCAGGGCGAACACGGACUGGACCCAAGCGUGGAAAUCCAACUUUCUGCACCCUGUUUUGUACUACUAUGACAAACUCCCCACUGUGGAAGAAAUGGAGCGCCGUCCCGCCGGCUGGCCUUUACCAAGGCCCAAGUUGAUUCACCAUGUGGUUGAGGACUUCCUCACAGAAUGGAAGACUCCCGUCUCUCAUAUCCAGCCACUGCGGCGCUUCCUGGAGCACUGUACCCAGACUGACCUCAGGGCCUUCUAUGCCGAAUCAUGCUUCCGCUUAUCGCUCACCCACCGCAAGCCGCCGCUGUUUUGUCAACAAGGGUACUUGAAGCAGCAGGGCGUCCCUCGCAACGGCCCGCUGGUGGACGAUCAGGACGUCGGACCGAUGCCGACUGAGUGGGAAGCGCCAGGGGUGGAUCCCGCAUACUACCUGGCUCAUGCUGGGGCCUCCAUGUCUUCAGGACUGAAAGUGGACUUCUGAUUGUUUAGCCCAGGCGUGUUAAAGGCAGGGCUGUGAGAGAUUUGUUUAAUGUUUUAUCCAGCCAAAUGCUGCCUGGUCUUGUCCAAUGAAAAUGGCAAGCAGGGCUGUAAAGGUGUUUUUAGACUUGCCUCUAAAGCUACACCCCCAACAUAAUAAUAAUAAAUGGAAACAAAAAGUAUUUUUCUCCAUUAGACAAAAUAUCUUGACAGAGUACCAUCACAAAGAUCAGUGGCUCCUAACGUUUUGCGCAUUUGACCCUUUUUAGAUAAAGCAAUUCACAAACUCUUGUCAGUUUUAAAUUUGUCUUGACAAAAUCAACCAAAGAGUUAAUGUCCUAUUAUGUUUAUUUUGGUAUUGUUUAAGUAUCAAAAGAAGUGCCAUUAUUCAGGAACUAGUAGUUGGUAAUUAUCCUCCAUCAUCAUGUGACUUCUUGUGGACCCGACUCUCAGGUUGGAAAUUGCUGAUCACUGGACUUGCACCAUGUCACUUGAAUGUUCCUUAUUUUAAAUCCUAACAAUAUAUAUAGACAUUAUAUACUAUGUCAGUUUAAUAUCUUAUACUUAUCUUAUCUAAAUAAUAUUAAGUUAUAAAGGUGGAGGUUUUUUUCCCAAGUUAUGCAUUUACAUGGGUUUUACCUGAUAAAACACAUUAAAGGGGUUCUACAAAUAUA
Messenger RNA from Pseudoliparis swirei, 2910 nucleotides. It is a transcript of the gene foxred2, whose product is annotated as FAD-dependent oxidoreductase domain containing 2. Gene Ontology annotation, molecular function: monooxygenase activity; flavin adenine dinucleotide binding. The transcript is spliced from 10 exons. NCBI's taxonomy places the organism in Eukaryota, Metazoa, Chordata, Actinopteri, Perciformes, Liparidae. The coding region runs from base 117 to 2240 and encodes 707 amino acids. The record is from RefSeq and is a predicted model, not a curated record.